AUGGAAAUGUCGUCGCCUCUUGCUGCCAUGCACCCGCCACCCAUGCCUGGUCCAUGGGGUUAUCGCCGUGACCUGCCUGCAUCUAAACCAUUAUUUGGAGCACAUACUUUAGGUCCCAAGAGCUUCAACUUUCGCGACAUGAGCAUGCAUAGCAUGAAGAAGGGAGGCUCCGACUACUUCACCCUGCAGCCCAUGCGAGGGUCAGGAUCCUCGCCGACCACGAGUCUGGCCGCCGACAUGUCAUCUAACCUACAUAUGGACCAGAGGUACAAUGCUCCCUUGCAUACCCGCUUUCAAAGCUCCCAGGCUAACAUUGUCUUCCUUUGUCACAGUCCUAAGCUUGCAACCCCCCGUCGAUCGCUCUUUACCUCGAAUCUGUUUCAGCAGCACGACGCUCAAGGUAAGCGGCUGUGCACUUGCUCUGCCGUCUGUACAAGUACUCACCACUCGCCCAAAGCAGGACUGACGACCCCGCAACUCCGAUGGGAAGGCGUAACAACACCGCCAAUUCCCUCUUCGUCGCCCUGCUUUGCUCCCGACUCCAUGGACAUUUCCCCUCUGCCCCACAAAGCUCCCUUCAGCUUCCUCAACAACGACAACUCUCUGCCGCUCCCGUCUCCCUCUCCUGACGUCACCCCCACCGCCGACGACGACGAGAUGCUCUCGCCAUGCAACGAGGCAUCGUCCCUCGAGGUUCCCAGGCCCGUCUCUGCCGCUGACCGACGAAAGUCCAUCCUUCUCCGACCAUCUCUUUCGCGUGCUAAGAACUACUCGACUAACACAGUAUCCUUCAAGUCACAAGAGAACAGCCCAGCUUUCAAGUUCGGUAACGGUGAUUUCAUGAAUGCAUCUUCGCUCAGUCUGGACGAAUGUUUCACUGCUUCCCCGCCUCAAGAGCGCCGCCCCACCUCCAAUGGCUCGCUCUUUGCCUCGAAGUCUAAGCCUUUCAGCCUCAACUCGAGUUCCCUGUCGCGUGCUAAUGGUUCACCACUUGCUGUCCGGAAGCCUGCUGGUCCCCCAUCCCGGAGACCAAGCAAAUUCCGAAGGUCGCUUAGCAUGUUUGAGCAUCCUGGCGACGUGAUGAAUGCCAAGCAAGAUCAAGAGUGUAUUCCACCCAGCAGCAUUCAACCUAGUGCCCCCCAGUCAAGCCAAUUGCAGUCUGUCAUGGACAUGGAUGAAAUCCCUGCACUCAAGCUUCCUCACUUCACCACUAACGAACCUGAGAGCCUGCCUCGCAUCACUCGUGAAACGUUGAUUGAGGUGCUUGACGGUGCUUACGAUCACUUGUACGACAACAAGGUCAUUAUUGACUGUCGCUUUGAAUAUGAAUACAACGGAGGACACAUCGAGGGCGCGUUGAACUUUUGUGACAAGGAGAAGCUCGCAGAGCGCCUCUUUGAAGCUCCAUCGAGUGCUAAUACUCUACUCAUUCUACAUUGCGAAUACUCCGCACACCGUGCACCUCUUAUGGCCAAAUUCGUACGUUCCCAGGAUCGCAAGGAAAACUCCCACCAGUAUCCUCACCUCUCGUUUCCUGAGGUCUAUAUCCUAGACGGCGGCUAUAGUUCCUUUUACCACGCGCACGCAACACGUUGCUUCCCGCAAAAUUACCUCCGUAUGGAUGCAAAGGAGCACGAGCAAUCUUGCGAACGCGGAUUGAACAAGCUCAAGCAACGUGCGAAGCUGAGCCGCGCGCAAACUUUUGCAUUUGGACAACAUUCUUGCCAGAUGGAAGACAGUCCUACGGCUCUCGGUCGGGCAAAGAGUGGAGGCAACAUCUUCACUCUUGGCAACGACGACUCACUCAACUCUGGACGAAUCGGCGCGUCCCGUCGUAUGGCUUCUUAUUGA
Messenger RNA from Plenodomus lingam JN3, 1851 nucleotides. The record is from RefSeq and is a predicted model, not a curated record. Lineage: Eukaryota; Fungi; Ascomycota; Dothideomycetes; Pleosporales; Leptosphaeriaceae.